Molecule: messenger RNA, 243 nt
Organism: Formica exsecta
Lineage: Eukaryota; Metazoa; Arthropoda; Insecta; Hymenoptera; Formicidae
Gene: bcn92
Exons: 2
Coding region: 35-232 (65 amino acids)
Source: RefSeq, a predicted model, not a curated record
AUUCCUGUUUAUUCCGAUAAAUGGGUAAAUCAUAAUGAACCGACAAAUUAUUCUGAAACUUUACAAGGAUAUUCUGAGAUACGGAGAAACUUUGAAAUUCACAAAUAAGGGGUACUUUCGACACAGAAUACGAGUAGCUUUUAAGGAUAAUAAAAAUCUGACCGACAAAGCGAUGAUAGAUUUUCAACUAAAGAAAGGUAUGAAAUUUUUGGAAGCCAAAAAAGUGAUAUAAAUCUCGUUUUA